Molecule: messenger RNA, 3062 nt
Organism: Aspergillus sclerotioniger CBS 115572
Lineage: Eukaryota; Fungi; Ascomycota; Eurotiomycetes; Eurotiales; Aspergillaceae
Gene: kexB
Product: kexin kexB
Exons: 2
Coding region: 327-2858 (843 amino acids)
Biological process (GO): protein processing
Cellular component (GO): Golgi membrane; trans-Golgi network
Molecular function (GO): serine-type endopeptidase activity
Source: RefSeq, a predicted model, not a curated record
GGACGACGUUGCUGGUCGGUCUUCAGCCCCGGGGCCGCGUAGGUGUAUUCAUUCUUGCCAGCUACUCAACUCCUUCUUCCUCUAUCGAUUCGAUUUCGCGGGGUCUUACCCUCCCUACUUCCUAAUACCUCCCAGCUGUUGUUUGUGUCAUUGAUCAAGUUUCCUCCUUUUUGCAUUUCAUUUUCUACGGACAUACCGCUCUGGGUGACUUAGUUCCCUGCCUCUGCCGACAACGGGACCCGCCUCCUACGUGGUUCAUGGCCAUCACCCUAGUUGGCCUUAUCUCAUCUUACUGAGGGGGAGCCAGUUCGCUGCGCGCUCCCAUUAUGCGUCUUCCCGGCGGCGUCGCAACGGCCCUGGGCCUUUGCGCUGCUGCCUCCGCUUCGCUUCAUCCUCGUCGCUCUUACGAGACCCACGAUUACUUCGCUCUGCACCUCGAUGAGUCCGCAUCGCCGGCUGACGUCGCUCAACGCCUAGGUGCUCGCCACGAAGGCCCCGUCGGAGAAUUACCUCUCCACCACACCUUUUCCAUACCCAGAGAGAACAGUGACGAUCUCGAUACGCUGUUAGAUCAAUUGCGGGAUAGGAGGCGGUUACGGCGACGCUCCGGAGACGCCGCUGCUAGUCUCCCCUCCUUGGCUGGGAGAGAUGAGGGGCUGGAUGGGAUCCUUUGGUCCCAGAAGCUGGCCCCCCAGAAGAAACUCCAUAAGAGAGUCCCCCCAUCGAUUAAUGUGGCUAGGUCGCCGGCGAAUCCCAAGGAGGAUCCCGAAGCGACUCAGGCGCUGAAGCGGGUCGCAUCGGAGCUAGGGAUCGCGGACCCCAUAUUCAACGAACAAUGGCAUUUGUAUAAUACUGUGCAGCUGGGUCACGACCUUAAUGUUACGGGGAUCUGGUUGGAAGGUAUCACAGGGAAGGGCGUUACUACGGCGAUCGUUGAUGACGGAUUGGACAUGUACAGCAACGAUCUCAAGCCCAACUACUUUGCAGCGGGGUCCUAUGACUACAACGACAAGUCGCCGGAGCCGAGACCGCGUCUUAGCGAUGAUCGACACGGUACCAGAUGUGCGGGCGAAAUUGGUGCGGCGAAGAACGACGUGUGCGGGGUCGGCGUUGCGUAUGACAGUCGCAUUUCUGGAAUCCGAAUCCUUUCCGCGCCUAUUGACGACACGGACGAGGCGGCGGCCAUCAACUACGCCUAUCAAGAUAACGACAUCUACUCGUGUUCCUGGGGUCCCUAUGAUGAUGGCGCCACAAUGGAAGCGCCGGGAACCCUAAUUAAGCGGGCUAUGGUGAACGGCAUUCAGAACGGUCGGGGUGGGAAAGGCUCGGUCUUUGUGUUCGCGGCUGGCAACGGUGCUAGUCAUGAUGACAAUUGUAACUUCGAUGGUUACACCAACAGCAUUUACAGCAUCACCGUGGGUGCAAUUGAUCGGGAGGGUCAACACCCAGCCUACUCGGAAUCCUGUUCGGCUCAGUUGGUAGUCGCCUACAGCAGCGGCUCGAGCGAUGCAAUCCAUACAACUGAUGUGGGUGCGGACAAAUGUUCCACUACACAUGGUGGAACUUCGGCUGCAGGUCCAUUGGCUGCGGGAACCGUGGCUCUGGCACUCAGCAUGCGACCAGAAUUGACUUGGCGUGAUGUUCAGUAUUUGAUGAUUGAGGCAGCGGUGCCUGUUCACGAAGAUGAUGGGAGCUGGCAGGCCACCAAGAAUGGGAAGAUGUUCAGCCAUGACUGGGGAUAUGGCAAAGUGGAUACAUACACUUUGGUGCAACAGGCAAAGUCCUGGGACCUGGUGAAGCCUCAAGCAUGGUUCAAUUCCCCCUGGCAGCGGGUAGAGCAUGACAUUCCGCAGGGCGACCAGGGCCUGGCCAGCUCGUACGAGGUGACCGAAGAGAUGAUGAAGGAAGCCAAUCUGGAAAGGCUGGAGCAUGUCACGGUGACCAUGAAUGUCAACCACACCCGCCGCGGGGAUCUCAGCGUGGAGUUGCGGAGCCCCGAGGGUCUGGUCAGUCACCUCAGCACGACCAGACGGCCAGACAAUCAAAAAGUGGGCUAUGUCGACUGGACCUUUAUGAGCGUUGCUCAUUGGGGCGAGUCCGGAGUCGGGACCUGGACCGUGAUUGUCAAGGAUACCAAUGUCAAUGACAAUACGGGGCAGUUCGUCGAUUGGCGAUUGAACCUAUGGGGCGAGGCGCUUGACGGGACCAACCAACCCCUUCACCCUAUGCCCACCGAACACGACGAUGACCACAGCUAUGAGGAUGCGGUGGUGGCUACAACGAGCGUCAGCGCUGCUCCCACGAAAACGGACCCACCUGGCACGCCCACUGACGGCGUCGAUCGCCCGGUGAACGUUAAGCCUUCGGCAUCGGCACAACCGACGGGGACGAUCGAUGAGCCCCUCGAGGACGAACUCAAGGAGACCCCUGCUACGGAGAUUAGCUCGACUGCGACCCCAUCCCCGACCGCCGCGUCGGACAGCUUCCUGCCUUCGUUCUUCCCCACCUUUGGGGCGUCGAAGCGGACGCAAGCCUGGAUCUAUGCGGCGAUCGGGUCCAUCAUCGUGUUCUGCAUGGGGCUUGGAGUUUACUUCCACGUCCAGCGUCGGAAGCGCAUCCGCAAUGACAGCCGGGAUGAUUACGACUUUGAGAUGAUUGAGGACGAGGAUGAGCUGCAGGCGAUGAAUGGACGGUCGAACCGCUCACGUCGGCGCGGCGGGGAGCUUUACAAUGCUUUUGCGGGCGAGAGCGACGAGGAACCAUUGUUUAGCGACGAGGAUGAUGAGCCAUAUCGGGAUCGGGGGAUCAGCGGCGAGCAGGAACGGGAUGGCGCGGAUGGGGAGCAUCCUCGGCGGUGAAUGGAGGUGGUGAGGAUGAAUGGGGGGAGAGGAUGUUGCGUCGGGAAGUGAUUUACUCCUUGGAUGACCUGCUUUGAACUAUUAUCUGUGUAAGCUGCAUGACGAGCGCGUAUGUAUAUAGCCGGUAUUGCCCUGCAUGCAUUUUGUGAGGUGUAGAUAUUGUGUAUACUGUACACAGUAGUAGUAGAAGUGGAGAGAGGUCAG